Messenger RNA from Paramormyrops kingsleyae, 2973 nucleotides. It is a transcript of the gene zbtb25, whose product is annotated as zinc finger and BTB domain containing 25. Gene Ontology annotation, molecular function: protein binding; DNA-binding transcription factor activity, RNA polymerase II-specific. Gene Ontology annotation, biological process: regulation of transcription by RNA polymerase II. Gene Ontology annotation, cellular component: nucleus. The record is from RefSeq and is a predicted model, not a curated record. Lineage: Eukaryota; Metazoa; Chordata; Actinopteri; Osteoglossiformes; Mormyridae.
UCCAUGUAGCAACAAAUACGAAAUCAAAACCCAUCUCUCGCGCAUAGGUGGCAAGAAAUAGUUUUCCAUUGCAGGUAAUAAAUCGUCGUGCUUCAUAGGUCGAAGGUGCACCAUGGAGGUAUCCAGCCAUAGCCUGUUUCUCCUCCAGCAGCUGAACAUUCAGAGGGAGUUUGGCUUCCUGUGUGACUGCACUGUAGCCAUUGGAAAUGUCUACUUCAAGGCUCACCGUGCUGUCUUGGCUGCCUUUUCAAACUACUUCAAAAUGAUAUUCAUCCACCAGUCCAGUGAGUGCAUUAAGAUUCAGCCCACCGACAUCCAGCCGGACAUCUUCAGCUACUUGCUGCACAUCAUGUACACAGGGAUGGGCCCCAAACAACAGGUGGACCAGAGCCGGCUGCAGGAGGGCAUCAAAUUUCUGCACGCCCACCAGCUGUGCCGCAGCACUGGCGAGGCCGGUCAGGAUGCAGACGCUGCCAAGAUGUCUAACCUCUACGGCAUCCAGAUCUCCUCCCAGUCGGCCACCAAGGAGCACCUGACCCUGAAGGACUGCCAGGUGCGCAGCCUGGAGGGGUCACGCCCCAACAGCCAGGCAGAGGGGCCCCAGACUCAAACCUCUGUAGCAUCGGGUCCGGAAGGGGAAUCCUGCGACCGGCGGCCCACGGAUCUCCACUGUGCAUCCUCCAUGGGCUCCACGGAGGACAGCGAGGCUUGCGAGCUCCCUGUGAGGGUAAAGCAGGAGAAGAUGGAGAUGGAGGUGACCGGGAAGCCUCAAACUGGCUCCCCGUCCCUGGGCCAGGACAGCCCCGGCCUGGGACUCCUCAAGGAAAAUCCGCGAGUGCUGUGCUGUCACUUCUGUGGGGAGCGCUGCAGCUCCCGCCAGGGUCUGCGAGAGCACCUCCUCACCCACAGCACCUCCAGUCUGCCCUUCAGCAUGCCCGCUAUCCUGGAGAACAGCCACCUGGGUGAGGUCGCCGGGGCUGGGGGGGAGGACCUGGAGGGCCCUGAUGAGCGGCUCCCCCAUCAGGGUUCCUUCUUGGUGGGGAAGAGCGCCGGUGGGCCCGAGCCACCGGACGUGGCCGGCCUGGAGGAGGCGCUGCAGCGGAGCGAGGCCCUUUCGGAGGAACUAGCGGCCGACCGGAAAAGCGGCACGAAUUCACGGAAGCGGAAGAUCGCGUGCGCCAUCUGCAGCCUCCGCUUUACCCAGAAAAGCCAACUGCAGGAACACAUGUACAGCCACACCGGCAAGCAGGCCCGGUACCACCGGUACAGCCGCCUCUGCAGCCAGUUCAUCCAGGCCUCCCAGCACUUCUGCGAAAGCCCGGCCGAGUUCAUGAGCGAGGAGGCCAACAGGGACACGCAGGACAACGUCAGCUCCUGCUACUCGCUCGACUCUGAGGUCUCCCAGGAGAGCAUAGAUACUGUUGUGGUCGAGUGAAAAAGACAGACAUGCCUUCUUUUCAGAACCUUCUGCGAUGUGAUGGCAGCACCCACAGUUUGCUUUCCUGCAAUAAUGUGUUGUACUUUUUAGUAUUCGUGAGUCUGGACAUUAUACAAGUGACAGUCAUUACACUGUAAAAUAUUGCUGUAAAAGAGCUUGUAGACAUAUUUAUUUCUUUUUCCAUUUCUGACAGCCAGUUUUAAUUUAAGGGACUGAGGCAUCACAUGCAAAUGCAUUGACAGCAUAUGGUCAUAUUUAAGUUAUGUGCAGUAUAUAAAAACUAUUCGUUUAGAGGAUAACUCUCAAAAAGAUUCGGCCGUUAAGCAUUCUAGUGUGGUUAAUUGGGCAAAGAUUUUAUCGCGAAAUAAUUUGGGGCGCAGUUAAUUUAUACAUGAAAUCCAAGACCACGCUAUUGCAGUUUCAGGAGCGUAUCAAGUUUCUUUUUGAGUUCUGAAAGCCUGCAGCACCAUAUUCAGAUAACGACCCAUUGCUGUAAAGUAUUAAGUAUUCUGGCAUUACUUCGCUACGUAUCACCGAAGCUCUUUCAGAAGCACACUAACCAACUUUACAUAUAUGCAAAAUCAGCACUGGAAUGGAAUUGCAUUGUGAGAAUAUUACAGGCUGAUCAGAGAGCUAGAACACAUGCAAACGGCUAAAUUCUCAUAACCGUAAUUAUCUUACAGCGGCCGCUGGUAGGCAGAUUCCCAUUGGUAAAACGUGUAAAUGCGCACUUUUAAAUCCCACAUAUUUUCAUUUUAAGGUGUGUGUUAAUUUAAAAACCACGUAGUGCUCUGUCUAUUCACAGUCUAUAUUCACUGUAUGUAAAUUAUGCGUGCCCAAACGAAUUAUGGUAAUUAAAUACAUAUUUGGAGAAAUAGGAACGCCAAUCAAGCAUAAGAAUCGCCCUUCGAUAAACUUAUUUUUGUUACAAUUCGUUGGCCUCAUACAAUUGUUGAUAUUGCUUUCCCUUUUGCACGGCGUUCGAGCUAAACUGAUCACUGUAUUUACGGGAAUAGAGGUUCUCAAAAUGUGUUCCUCUAACGACAGUACUGUAUUCAGUGUAGCGGUUAGUGUGCAUUCAUUUUUAAUACCGGUGUAUCGUACACUCAGCAUUCCAUUUUCGUUUUACAUUCUUACAUUCAACCAGGCUGGAAAGUGAUAUUGAGCACAGGAUAGUAUCUUUCUUCACAGUAAUGCAAAGUUGUACAAUCAAGUUGGAUAUUGAAGCAGCACGAAUUGAGUAAAAGCUAAAGUUUCUUUUUGGUUUAUUUUUGCAAUUUCUUUGAACCCAACCGUGUAUGUGUUUUAAAUCUGCUUGUGUUGACAAGAAAAAAAGUGAAAACACAUGGUUGUAUUUAUGUAUGACUCAACUGUGUAAUUAACAUUUUAAACGGAAAUUAUAUUUUUGGCUGUGCAGAGCCUUUAAUUUUGCCACGCGCCCUGUCUGUGUUCUUAAUAGUUCGGAGUGCAGUAGAAAUUCAUUCCCGUCUUUUGAAACUUCAUUAAGUCGCGUUCAAAUGAAGAUUAUUUGAAAA